Ochotona princeps (American pika) is the source of this 1672-nucleotide messenger RNA. RefSeq names its product cholecystokinin A receptor (gene CCKAR). The coding region runs from base 276 to 1535 and encodes 419 amino acids. NCBI's taxonomy places the organism in Eukaryota, Metazoa, Chordata, Mammalia, Lagomorpha, Ochotonidae. The transcript is spliced from 5 exons. Gene Ontology annotation, biological process: neuropeptide signaling pathway. The record is from RefSeq and is a predicted model, not a curated record. Gene Ontology annotation, cellular component: membrane. Gene Ontology annotation, molecular function: neuropeptide receptor activity; cholecystokinin receptor activity.
AAGGUGGAGCAGGCUGGGUGUGCACCAACUGCCUUCCCCCACUCCACGCUCCUCCCCAGGAGCGCACAUGCUUGCCCAGCUGGACUGAGUGCAGGGGAGCUCAAGUCCCUCUAGGAAUGGCUGCAGAAGCCCACACCUGCGAGUACCCCCUCCCUGGCCCUCGGCAGGCAGCAGCGGCAGGUUGUGCUAGUAGAGACUCCAGGUCAUUAGAGGAAUGAGCCGGGAGGGAGCAGCUUCCGAGCCCGGCAGCACUUGGUGGGAAGCGCCAGGCGAGCAUGGACGCAGUCGCCAGCCUCCUGGUGAAUGCAAGCGGCAUCCCUCCUCCCUGCGAACUCCUGCUGGACAAUGAAACGCUCUUCUGCCUUGAUCAGCCCCCUCCUUCCAAAGAGUGGCAGCCAGCAGUGCAGAUCUUCCUGUACUCCCUCAUCUUCCUGCUCAGUGUUCUGGGGAACACACUGGUCAUCACAGUGCUGAUUCGUAACAAGAGGAUGAGGACCGUCACCAACAUCUUCCUGCUCUCCCUAGCGAUCAGCGACCUUAUGCUGUGCCUCUUCUGCAUGCCCUUCAACCUCAUCCCCAACCUGCUCAAGGAUUUCAUCUUUGGGAGUGCCCUGUGCAAGACCACCACCUACCUGAUGGGCACCUCUGUGAGUGUAUCCACCUUUAAUCUGGUAGCCAUAUCGCUGGAGAGAUACGGCGCAAUUUGCAGACCCUUGCAGUCCAGGGUCUGGCAGACGAAAUCCCAUGCCCUGAAGGUGAUUGCCGCUACCUGGGGCCUCUCCUUCACCAUCAUGACUCCAUACCCCAUCUACAGCAACCUGGUACCUUUCACCAAAAAUAACAACCAAACCGCAAAUAUGUGCCGCUUUCUACUGCCAAGUGACGUCAUGCAGCAGUCCUGGCACACGUUCCUGCUACUCAUUCUCUUUCUUAUUCCUGGAAUUGUGAUGAUGGUGGCGUAUGGAUUAAUCUCCCUGGAACUCUACCAAGGAAUAAAAUUUGAUGCUAGCCAGAAGAAAUCUGCUAAAGAAAGGAAAUCUAGCACUGGCAGCAGCCGGUUUGAGGACAAUGAUGGGUGCUACCUACAGCGGUCCAAGUCCCCGAGGCAGCUGGAGCUUCAGCGGCUGUCAGGAAGCAGGGUCAGCCGCGUGCGGAGCAGCAGCUCAGCAGCCAACCUCAUGGCCAAGAAGCGGGUGAUCCGCAUGCUUGUAGUCAUUGUCAUCCUCUUCUUCCUCUGCUGGAUGCCCAUCUUCAGCGCCAACGCCUGGCGGGCCUAUGACACGGUCUCGGCCGAGCACCACCUGUCCGGGACGCCCAUCUCCUUUAUUCUCCUGCUCUCCUACACCUCCUCCUGCGUCAACCCCAUCAUCUACUGCUUCAUGAACAGGCGCUUCCGUCUCGGCUUCAUGGCCACCUUCACCUGUUGCCCUAACCCGGGGCCCCAGGGGCCGAGGGGAGAGGCAGCAGAGGAGGAAGAAGGCGGAACCAGCAGGGCAUCAUUCUCCAGGGCGUCUCUCACUGGACGUCCCUCAUGAGCAGGCGCGGCUGCCCCUGCAGAUGGACAGAGCCACAAGAAGUGGAAGAGGCAGAGGAGCAGGGGCGUUGCGUGUCCAGUGGGAACCUUUCAGUGUGUACUUGUCCUCCACCAUCCAGCCUGGGUGAGGCCAGGACU